This is a messenger RNA of Musa acuminata AAA Group (dessert banana), 1675 nucleotides long. Its product is annotated as serine/arginine-rich splicing factor SR45. The transcript has 12 exons. Gene Ontology annotation, biological process: mRNA splicing, via spliceosome. Lineage: Eukaryota; Viridiplantae; Streptophyta; Magnoliopsida; Zingiberales; Musaceae. The record is from RefSeq and is a predicted model, not a curated record. The coding region runs from base 108 to 1343 and encodes 411 amino acids. Gene Ontology annotation, molecular function: RNA binding. Gene Ontology annotation, cellular component: nucleoplasm; cytoplasm; ASAP complex.
CAUCUCUCAACUCUCGUGCUUCCUCUGUUUUGUAUUAGUCCAUAAAACUCUCACUUUUCCUCUAGGGUUUGGCCUUCCCGCUACCGUUUCCACUGACCGCCGCAUCUAUGGCGAAACCCGGCAGAGCUAGGCCGAGGAGCCCAUCGGCGUCGCCGUCCGGCUCUUCGUCUCCAUCUCGCUCCUACUCUGGCUCGGGCUCCCGGUCGCCGUCCCGCUCCCGAUCUCGAUCCAGGUCAUUCUCCUCGUCCUCGUCGCCGUCCCGAAGCGCCAGCUCCCGGAGCCGGUCCCCUCCGCCGCAGAGAAAGAGUCCGACAUCAGCUGGCAAAAGAGGUCGUUCGCCAACAUCACCACCGAAAAAAGCUUCACCUCCACGGAAAGCAUCUCCUGUACCCGACUCUGUGGUUCUUCACAUUGAUCACCUGUCAAGAAAUAUAAACGAAGCCCAUCUGAAAGAAAUUUUUGGUAAUUUUGGUGAGAUAAUUAAUGUUGAACUGGCGAUGGACCGCUUGGUAAAUCUUCCUCGAGGAUAUGGGUAUGUAGAGUUCAAGAAAAGGGUUGAUGCUGAGAAGGCUCUUCUUUACAUGGAUGGUGGCCAAAUUGAUGGUUGUGUUGUCCGUGUGAGGUUUACAUUAACACAACGCCAAAAAGCUUCUUCCCCUCCAAAGGUUAUGCCUGCAGCUCCAAAAAGGGAAGUUCCACCUAGAGAUAAAGUUGGUACAAUUGCUGAAAAAGAUGCCCCUCAGCGGCCUAGGGAGCCUUCUCCACGGCGGAAGCCACCAUCGCCACCACGGAGGCGAUCCCCUCCUCCAAAUAGAAGAGUUGAUUCUCCCAAACGCCGACCUGAUUCCUCUCCUCGCCGUCGUGUGGAAUCUCCUGUUCGUCGCCGAGCAGAUUCUCCUUUGCGUCGACGUGGUGAGACACCACCUCGAAGAAGAGUAGCAUCUCCUAGAAGACGUUCUCCCUCUCCUGCUCGAAGACACAGAAUUUCUCCAAGGAGGGGACGUGGGAGCCCUAUUCGUAAACGUUCCCCUCUUCCUCCUAGGAGGCGAUCACCUCCAAGGCGAGCAAGGAGCCCACCAAGGAGGUCACCGCCGCCCCCACCGCCUCGACGUCGUAGCCGUUCACCAGUAAGGAGGCCUCUUCGUUCUCAUUCUAGAUCAGCUUCUCCUCGCAGGGGUCGAGGACCACCACCAAGGCGUGGAAGCUCCGAAUCAUCAUAUUCUGGAUCUCCCAGCCCUCGCAAGGGAGCUCGAAAAAUAUCAAGAAGUCGCAGUCCCAGAAGGCCUGUUAGAGGAAGAAGCAACAGCAGGAGCAGCAGCUCCCCUCUGCAUAAAGCUAACUGACCCACUUGCUGCAUGACCAUGUUUGGCAGCAUGAGUGGAGACCAUCUGUUUGAGUGUUUAAAAGAUGGGUGAGCAGUGGAGAUUCUUAGAAGUCUUAUGGAUUAGAUAUGUCUCCCAGGAUUCUUGGGUUUGAUUCCAUCUAGCUGUUCCGUUGGACCAUAGUGAGUUUGUCGGCCGUCUGAAGACCAUGUAAUUACAGAUCUUGUUGUGACAAUGUCUUCUUGUUGUGACAAUGUCUUUCUGUAUUAUUUCUUGUUAGAUAUCCUAGAAAACCAGCUUUCUCGAGUUGCAUUCAGAAAUGCUUUUGAAUUAAUAUGACUUCUAUUUUUAUA